AUGCUGGCCCCGGCACCAUACCAGAUGCCUGUGAAGGAGGACAAGGCGGAGAGCGGGAGGACCAAAGGUGGCCUCCAUCCCGAAGGUAUAUCAGACACUGUGUCCGAGGAGAUCAAAAUUCCAUCACCCGGAGACAAAAGUGAAGGAGAAGCCAACAUCUCUUCUCCUCAUGCUACUGCCCGAACUACGGAGGUUGCAGAUCUGCAGCGGAAGAUUGAUGAGGCGGAUGAUGACAUCACGCUUAUCAACAGGCGGCUUGACAAGGCGCAAGAGGGGCGGCGGCCGCAUGCCCUGCAGCCCGAUCUGGCCGCGGCGCCGGUGCCGGCGCACGACCUGGUGAGAAUAGAGGGCGGGGACGGGGGGCUGGGCGACGAGUGGGGGCUGGGCGGCGGAGCGGUGGGGGGAGGGGGGAGAUGCAGGGGCGGCGGCCGGGCGCGCCUGUCUGCUGGGGCGGCGGGAGACGAGCGGCGCCGUGGGGAGAUGCAGGGGCAGCGGCCGCACGCCCUGCAGCCCGAUCUGGCGGCGGCGCCGGUGCCGGCGCGCGCCCUGGUGAGAAUAGAGGGCGGGGACGGGGGGCUGGGCGACGAGUGGGAGCUGGGCGGUGGGGGGAGAGGGGAGAUGCAGGGGCGGCGGCCGGGCGCGCCUGUCUGCUGGGGCGGCGGGACGAGCGGCGCCGUGGGGAGAUGCAGCGGCGGCGGCCUCUGGUGA
Aegilops tauschii subsp. strangulata is the source of this 708-nucleotide messenger RNA. The record is from RefSeq and is a predicted model, not a curated record. NCBI's taxonomy places the organism in Eukaryota, Viridiplantae, Streptophyta, Magnoliopsida, Poales, Poaceae.